UGUAAACAAAACCAGCGAGCGAUGUGUAGAUGUGACACAACUGAUACCUGUAACAUGAGUGUGUUUUGGGGUUAAUAAUGCUUCAUAUGAGACUUAUAAUUUUCAAAGUUGUUAUCCACAGUCGUAGUUAAGUGAAUAUUAUUUUUAAUAAUUAUUAUUUGCAACGUUAGUCUCAAUCAAACAAGGCACCGUCACUGUUUUGUGAUGGACCCACCUGACAAUGUGGGGAACCCCAACCACAGGCUGGAGGCUGUGGCCCUGAAUUGUGGUCCUGACAGCUCCACCGGACAGAAAGAUACUUCACCUGCAGACAUGCUGAGAAUAAAACAACAGAUGUCCAACCAGUGCUUUGAGAUGGCAGUACAGCUACAAGCAGGAAAAAGUAAGAGAUCGUGCAGCACAUCUGAAGCUGAGAGAGAAUUGUCAGAUUAUGUUAACGAGCUGGAAAGAGUCAAGACUAUUCAUUUUAACAGCACAUUGACACUGCACAGAAUGCAGAUGUGGCACGCUAUUGGAGAAAAACUGAAACAGAAUGAUUCAGAGGCUGCUGCCCUGAAAGCUGUGAAUGAUCGCUGUAUGGCUCUUUGUUCACAAAUAAAACAACUUCAGCAAGAGUCAAGAGAUCUUCAAGAUGGAAUCACGGAAGUACAAAAGAAGAGGCUUGAGAUGAAGCGGCUCACGCAUGAGAAAAUGAAAGAGAUGGAUGAGUUGAUGUCUAAGACAGGGCACCCAGACACAGAGAAGUACAGAGCUGUGUUGGAGAAAGGCCAAGCGAACCUUGAGAAAUACAAAAAGAUGACCGUCAUGACACAGAACGUCCUCAGGGGCAUCCUCUUGGCCUGCAAAGUCAACUGGCUAGACGAUCCCAAACUUCGAGACAUUGCCAUGACGCUGGAGGAAUUUCCCAUUUCUGACUAGAGAAGGAAUCAAUUUACUGCAUAUCUGUCUGUAUUAUAUUGUCAAAUAAAUAUCCAAUAAAACUG
This is a messenger RNA of Anoplopoma fimbria (sablefish), 983 nucleotides long. It is a transcript of the gene cenph, whose product is annotated as centromere protein H. Gene Ontology annotation, biological process: mitotic spindle organization; chromosome segregation; kinetochore assembly. The record is from RefSeq and is a predicted model, not a curated record. Bases 205 to 918 code for a protein of 237 amino acids. NCBI's taxonomy places the organism in Eukaryota, Metazoa, Chordata, Actinopteri, Perciformes, Anoplopomatidae. Gene Ontology annotation, cellular component: kinetochore; nucleus. Gene Ontology annotation, molecular function: kinetochore binding. The transcript has 10 exons.